ACCAAUGCGGUGCUGAAAUGCGAGGCGGGUCCUCCCUCCGCUGCUCAGUCUCUGAGCCCGAAAGUAGUUGGGAGUCCAAGUGUUGGACAAACGCAAGUGGGAGAGCGGCACAGCAGCAACGGCGGCGCUCUCAGGUCCGGGCUAGCCAUAGCACCCGUCGCCUCCGACGCCUUCUGCCCCGGGAGACAGCGCAGGCUCCCGCUGGAUGGCACGGGUGGUCUCGGGUGAGCCUUAUCCCGGGGCCAUGGGGGCUGGAGUCUGGGGCAGCGGCUGGACUUGGAGCCGGCAGAUGCUGCUGCUCCUAGUGACUUCUUGCCUAGAGCCGGCGGCCGGCCAGCUGCGCUACUCGGUCGCCGAGGAGCUGGAGCACGGCGCCUUCGUGGCUAACAUCGCCGAGGACCUGGGUCUGGACGUGUCCAAGCUGUCGACGCGGCGGUUCCGCAUCGUGUCCCGGGCCGGCACCAAGCAGCAUCUGGAGGUGAACUUGGAGAACGGGAUCCUCUUCGUCAACGAGAAGAUCGACCGCGAGGAGGUGUGCGAGGCCGGCGGGGCCUGCCUGCUGCACCUGCAGCUGGUGAUCGAGAGCCCACUGGCGCUGUACCGCGUGGAGGUGGAGGUGCUGGACAUCAACGACAACGCGCCCAGCUUCCCCUGGCCGGAGUACGUGCUGGAGGUGACCGAGUCGGCGCUGCCCGGCGCCCGCUUCCCGCUGGAGAGCGCGCAGGACCCGGACGUGGGCACCAACUCCCUGCGCACCUACCUGCUCAGCUCCAACGGCUUCUUCUCGCUCGAGGUGCAGACUCGCAGCGACGGCAGCAAGUUCGCCGAGCUGGUGCUGGAGCGAGCCCUGGAUCGCGAGCAGCAGCGCAGCCACCGCCUGCUGCUCACCGCCCUGGACGGCGGCCUCCCGGAGCGGUCGGGCACCGCCGGAAUCCUCGUCACCGUGCUGGACGCCAACGACAACGUGCCGGCCUUCGACCAGCCCUCGUAUGGGGUGAGCCUGCCCGAGGACGCGCCCCCAGGCACGCUGGUCAUCAAGCUCAACGCCACGGACCUGGACGAGGGCACGAACGGCGAGAUCGAGUACUCCUUCAGCGGCCACGCGCCGCCCCGGGUGCGCCAGCUCUUCUGCGUGGAGCCGCGCAGCGGCCAAGUGCGCCUGGCCGGCCCGCUGGACUACGAGCGCGCGCGCCUGCACGAGCUCUACGUGCAGGCCAAGGACCGCGGCCCCUCGGCGGUGGCCGUGCACUGCCGGGUGCUGGUGCACCUGCUCGACGUCAACGACAACGCGCCGGAGGUGAGCCUCACCUCGGUUUCCACGCCGGUGUUGGAGGACGCGCCGCCGGGCACCGUGAUCGCCGUGAUCAGCGUGCUGGACCGCGACUCCGGGGACAACGGGCAGGUGAGCUGCGAGAUCCCCCGCAACGUGCCCUUCCAGCUCCAGGCCGCCUUCCGCAACUACUACACGCUGGUCACCACCGCGGCGCUGGACCGCGAGGCCGCGCCCGAGUACAACCUCAGCAUCACGGCGCGGGACAUGGGCUCGCCCGCGCUGCUCACCAGGAAGACCCUGACCGUCCAGGUGUCGGACAUCAACGACAACGCGCCCCGCUUCCUGCAGCCCUCCUACAGCGUCUAUGUGCUGGAGAACAACGCCCCGGGCGCCUCCAUCUGCUCGGUCAGCGCCGUGGACCCAGACUGCCGGCAGAACGCCUACCUGUCCUACUCCAUCGCCGAGGGGCACAUCCAGGGCAUGCCCGUGGCCACCUAUGUCUCCAUCAACUCGGAUAGCGGGCACAUGUACGCGCUGCGCUCGCUGGACUACGAGCAGAUCCGCAACUUCCAGGUGCAGGUGCAGGCGCAGGACGCGGGCUUCCCCCCGCUCAGCAGCAAUGUCACCGUCAACGUCUUCAUCCUGGACCAGAAUGACAACGCGCCGGUCAUCGUCUCGCCCGUGCCCCGCAAUGGCUCGCUUGCCACAGAGGUGGUGCCCCGCUCGGCCGACCCCGGCUACCUGGUGGGAAAGGUGUCAGCCAUAGAUGCGGACUCCGGGCAGAAUUCCCGGCUCUCCUACCAGAUCCUGCAGGCCACUGACCCCAGCCUCUUCAGCGUGGCCCUGUACACUGGCGAGCUCCGCACCAUCCGAGCCUUCCUGGACAAAGAUGCCACCAGGCAGCGCUUGGUCAUCCAGGUGCGGGACAACGGGCAGCCGCCGCUCUCUGCCUCUGUAUCCCUGCUGCUGUCCGUGGUGGAAAGCAUGCCCGAGACCCUGUCCGAUUUCAACGAGCUCUCCCUAAACCCCGAACUCUCCUCCUCCACGCUCACCCUCUACCUCAUCGUCUCCCUGGGCUCCGUGUCUUUCACCUUUCUGGUGGCCAUCAUCAUCCUCACGGCCAUCAAGUGCCACAAGGACCGGCACUCUCUGCAUGGCUAUGGCUGCUCCCUCCCCACCUGCUGCUGCGUGAGGACCAGGGCCUCGGCCGAGGUCUUCAAAAAUUCCAACAUCAAGCCCCAGCUCUCCUCGGGCAACAAAGUGCCCACCAACUGCCUGGACGUGGCGGGCAGCGGCCCUCCAGGCUACUGCUACAAAGUCUGCUUGACCCCGGAGUCCGCCAAAAGCGACUUCAUGUUUCUAAAGCCCUACAGCCCGAGUCCGCAGAGGAACAACGAGAAAGCCGCCGAGGACUUACCAGGGCCGGGCAGGAAGGCCCGAGAGGCCAAUAACACCGUCAGUGCCGCCAGCCAGAUCAAACAGCCCAAUGUGGACUGGCUGCCUACAAAAACCCAGCGAUCAGCCCUGAAAAGUUCGCAGAGUCUGGAGGACGUAGCGGGAAUCCGCAGAGGAGUCCAGAAAGAGCACGACAGGCUGCGUACCCUGGUCACUCCAGUCUCUGAAUUCCAGAAGGCAUCCGGGACCUCCAACAGCAUUUGGACCCCCAGGUACGGCCCCCUGUACCCGCCGCACAUCCCACCUCUGGAUUACCAGCACAACGUUUACAUACCAGGGACCCCAACCAUGCUGAAAAACAAGGAGGGGCCACACUGCCUGGAACCGGAGGACAAGAACAGCUUCUCCACUUUUGGGAAGAGGAAGCAAAUGGCCACCUAUUGCGAUAUAGGUGACAGCAUGAUUAUCAACAAUGACUUAAAAUAAUGGCUGCCGGAGCAGAGCGCUGGGCCAGGGCAGCUCUGUCCAUGUUCCUGGUGAAGCUGAGAUGGGGACAGUUGCCUUUUCCAGCCUGCAGCUUUCAUAAAAUGCAAGAAGCUGUGGGUCCUUCUAUAGGAAGUGCCCUCCUUGCUAAUCGGCUGAACCGUGUGAUGCAUUGCCUGCAGCCUAGGUACCUAUUAUUGUAAUUAACCAAGUCCAGUCUCCGGCCUGCGGCUGAACAGAAAGGGAGAUGGAUUUGCAGCACUUGACCCGAGAGAAGGAAUGAAACGGGAGAUUGGAUGAACGACAUUAAGAUUCUUCCCAUGUCAUUCUGCAGGGGCGGUAACUGGUCUAUGUAUUAGUGGGUACAUGACCGUUUAGUAGUAGGUGAGAGGAUUACAGAAAGGAUUUGCCUUGUGUUAAACACAUCCCCAUGCAGACUUAUUCUGGGGGCCGGAAGUCCGAGUAGCCCUCGGCCAUGUCUCGCGCAUUUCAAGAAGCCUUUAGCAAGCUCAAUUUUGUAACUAUUGUAACUUCUUUCCUCGUGCGGCUCUUUGAAUGUAUCAAGUACACGUGUAUGUUUCUGACUGUUUAAUGCACUGGAAUAGCUGAAAAAUGCCAUGUUAAAAUCAAGAGGGCUGGGAGAGCUACUGGGGUUAAAGCAAACAUAUAUAGUACCUGCGGGAGAACUCUCUUUCCAUAAAUUAAGGAAUUAUGGAAUAAUAAUUUAUUAGACUUGGAUCUCAGAUCUGUCACAAGAGAGAGACAUGAAGGCAGGGCACAGCAUGCUAAAACCAGCCUAUUGUUUCUGGCCUCACUGACAGUUAAAAACCAUAACUAAACAACUGCCAGGUUUUGUAAUUUUUGAUCCGCUCAUCUGAAACGCAAAUCUCAUCUGGUAAGGCUGUUUUUUAUUAUUAAAAUUAUAACUGAAAGUUUCCAGGAUCUAAGAGUUCUUAAAGCGAGAGUUUAUGGGCAAGUCUCGAGUUCCCAGGCGUGGAAGGGACCCACACUUCCUCCUCUUUGUGGUCUGUGAUGUGGAAGGGGGGUAGAGACUGGGCAGCCAGGGGACGCACAGAGUGGGGCUAGAUCAUCUUUUCUACUUAGCCUCCCUCAGGAAUCUCAGGAGUACUGAAGGCAGAGACCCUGGUUAUGGUACCACGAUCUUAAUGAAGCCAAGUUGCCAUGUAGCCGGGGAUCCCGCAUAGGAGUCAGACAUGGUACAGGGGCUCAAUCUUCUACGUGGAUGGCGUUGGCCUCCUGCAAGCCCCUGGAAUCCUCUAUGUUUAGGGUAAGGUUCUGCUGUCUUUUCCACCAAUAACAGCCCCCUUGGUGAUGACUGUGGGGUGGAUCUCAGCGAGAUUUCCUUCUCCAGAGCCCACUCUUGUUUUUUUCCCUCUAUGGGAAGUGUAAAAAAAUAAGCUCCCCCUUUUGAUUAGUGAGCAGAAGGCUGGGACCCAUCUUUAGAUGGGGUGAUGAUCUCCUGCACACAAGCACAUCACUGCUCUAGCUGCCCUGACAGAUCAAAGAGAAGUUUUCACUCCACCCCACGUUGCUUUUUAAGGCAUUAAACACACAAUCAGGCAGAAUCCCAAAUAAAAAAAUAGGUCUGCCCACCUCCUACAAACUCCUGUGUUAGUUGUACUCACCCUAGAGUCCGAAGAGUAUAUUUCCUUUGAGAAACUCAACCGAAGAUGAUUGUCCAUCACCACGGAGAAAGUCCAAGCUCGUUCUAAUUUGCUAUGCAGGUGGGAGUUGGGACACAGCUCAGAUCCGGUGAUCCUAGUUUUCGCUUGCUUGGGACUAGCCCCCAAGAGCCCAAAUGUCUCUGAAUCUGAAUCUUCUCUUUGUUGACAGAUUUGAACUGACAGACCUAUUUAAAAUAACGCAGAGAAACAAUUUUCCUGGAGAGCUACUGUUGGUCUGUGGGCAUGGAAACCGUAUGGAGAAGUGUGCCAGAGUCACAGAAGGAAGAUUGCUCGGCUUUUGAAUUACAGCUAAUUUCGAACAAUACAUGCAGUGCAUGAGAAAUCCCCUUUCAACAAGUAGUGUUUGUUUCACAGUGUUUGCUUUAUACCAAUAAAAUUGUAUUUUAAUAGCUCAGACAGCUCCAUGGCUUUUCUGAUGGGCAACAAGCAGCAGCCACACUGACAACGUUUUCUCCGAUGGUUUUGUUUUUCACCUUUCAUUGGGCAGAAUAUUAUCAUCGCCUCUGAACAGAGACUUGGCCAAAGCUUGCUGGAGAUCUUUUAAAGCUCUGUAACUUGCCGUAAUUACCAUAUUGCAUGCUAGCAAUAUUAAAAUGCUUCAUCUUGUCAUUUCCAUGGAAGAAGUUAUAUCCCUUGCUUUCCUUUUAAAAUCUCUGCUGUGUGCACUAUUGCAUUCCUCACCUGUACGGCUUCCUUUCAGCGAUGUCUGAAGUAUCCCUGUACAUUCUUUGCCGGACUCUUGGCCCCUUUGAACCACUUCAAUGGUAAAUUGGGGGCCCUCAAGCUUGAUUCACCAGCUCCCUGAGGAUUCCGUCAGCGUUGGGGGAACAAGUAGGUGGACUAGCCAUUCUCUGCGACCCCUCUUUUGGCCCUGGGGAGAAAGGAGGCGUGGUUGGAGCAGCUGCAGGUCCUGGAGAUCCCCAGCUGGCAGAACAACCCCACGAGGCUGUUCUAAGUGGCACAGGUUAUCAAGGUAUCUCCCUGCCCCUCUCAGGGUUAGGGCGCCGCAAAGGUUGCAGAAAGUUGCAUUUGCUCACCUGCCCAGGCGCCGAUCCUACAAUAACAGGUCUAGCUGUUAGAGCCUGGACAGCGUCAGUGCAACUUUCCCAAACACAGAAGUCAGACUGAGGGGGGAGGGAAGGGGAGCGAGGGUAAUCAGGUACUCUCCUCCCAAGCUCCAACCACAACCCACAUUCCACCUGCUUGUGAGCCCCAAAAGAGAGGAUGCCCACUGUUAGACGGGGCAGAUUUUCAUCACUUGAUCUUCCCGCUUUCUCCCAUGAUUGAUCAGCAAUGAUUUUUUAACAACGUUGACACUAAAUGGUCAUAAUUAGGCUUUAGAACUAACGCUUAGUGGAAAUGAAUUGAGUCAGUCAUUGUCUUCUCUGCCGAGUCUGCCAGCUGUGGGCUAACCAGUGCCAAUUCUACAGAUGGUUUUGGGGAUGUAGAUGAUACUUAUCUGUUCAGAAAUGGACGGAGAUCACCAAGUCACUGAUUCAUAGGGGCCACUAAACAGUGGCCAGGAGGUAAUCCUCGAGGUGAAGCAUGAUCUUGCAAUUAAGGAAAGCAGGCUUCCAACUCGGGAGACCUAACUUCUAUCCACAUUCCAGCCACAUGAUCUUAGGUAAAAUAAUAAAAAAAAAAUAGUAAAAAAUCACUCUGUGCUUCAAAACGAGGCUAAUGAUAUUGCCUUAUUUCAUAAGGGAGCUGUGAGGUUUCAGUCACUUAAUAUUUAUAAAGGGCUUUGAGAUCUUCAAAGAGAAAGUGUUUUAGAUGUUUUAUUAUUAAUUAUUUUUGGUCACUAUUAAUUUUUGCCAGAUUCAGAGCAGGUUCUAGAAAUGAAAUCUUCAUAUUCAAAUUUUACAGUUUGGCAUAUAAUUUUGUGGUCAUAAAGGGAUGGUUUCGUGGCCUAUGAAGAAUGUUAAGGAAAAACAAAGAAACUCCAGGAAGAAGCUACAGUCUUACAACCUCAUAUGAGAUUAGAUGGUUUACAGAAACCUGAUUGCUGCCAAAAGUAAUACAAUCAAGAAGCAAGAACUCCAUUACAUUGACUUAAUUCCCUAUAAGACUUAGUGGAUAUGUGCCAAUUUCGGGGGUGCAAUGAGGGGUUUUGUCACUGCCUGCCUUGUAAUCUCGAGUGCUUCAAAAUGCUCUGCUACUGUAGUGCUCUUGACUGGAUGUUUCUAGCCAGCAUAAAAACAUACUCUCAGUGUCUGUGUUUUAAGCCCUGUUUCAGUUUUCUGUUCCCUACAGCCUGCCUACAACACAGCAGCCCCAGCAUGGUUACACCUGGCAAGAUGACCCCAAUGCGUCAGAGUCCUGAAUUUUCCCAAAACUGUGGUAUCUGCAAAGUGGAGCCCUCCCCUGGAUCAUCAGAGAGAUAUUAAGGUUCUUUUGUUCCUUAUGAAGAUACAAUAUCCAGCAUUACCACAUGAACUGGAGUUAACGUUCACUUUAAAUCAAACACAGUUCUGGCUUGUUUUGAUGAAAAGUAAAUCAAGUUUAUUAACAAAAAGAAGAUAGGAUUUUAAGUGAGUUCAAGUAGAAGGAGAAGAGUUAGAACUGGUUACAAGCAAAUACAAGUGAAAAGUCCUUUCUAGGAUGCUAAGACUUAACAAAACAAGCUACAACCUUUGUUCAAGGUAGUUUCUUUACCAAUCUACCUCCCAGCAAGAUGGCUGACCACUCCCCACCCCCAUCAAGCUCUCCCACAAAGUCCAGAGUACUUGGUUCAAUUGUCUUCUUAGGUGAAAGAUCACUUGUGGUUUUCUGUCCCUCCCUUUUUUUAAUCCUCUGAGCCUUUGAAAUGGAUUCUUCUGGAGGUUACCCCCUAAAGUAAAGUUCAUUCAAGCCAGGAGGAAGAUGACAGAAGUUCCACGAUGGUUUCUUCCCCUGCUUGUUUGUUAAAAUGCAAAUCAAUCUGUUUCCUGCAAUCUCCUUUCCCUUUUGACCUUCCUAUGUAAUUUACAUUCCCCUUGUCUCUUAAUGUUCCUUGGAAAUACCUUCCAAGUGGCAGAACCACAUUCCUUUGUCCAGGGUGGAGUUAUUUUAGCCAAAGGCACAUUGAUUUUGAAUUGUCCCAAUACUAGGAGUUCUGCACCCUCCCCGGGGGGCAGGUCUGCCUGUUAACCCAUGCUUUGUCUAACUAGAGAAAUUUAAGUCGCAGUAUCUCUCUUUCGCAUGCAUUCUUUACCAUUCACCCUGGCAGCUUUAAUAAAUCCCAUGUCCAUUCCCAACAGGUCAGAGCUCACAAAAUUAAUCAGAGGAUCUGCAGGUACCUCUUAGGAUCCUGUGUUAAAUUCUGUUGCAUUAACUUGGGCUGUACUGUGUGUGGACUUAGCUUCUUUCCGUUUAGGGCAGUCCCUCAGGUGUUCAGUGGACUCAUGGGUGAAACACCUUCUUGAACUGUUCUUGAACUUCUGGGUGUCACCCAGAAGCACAGCACAAGUUUGAAAUGCAAACAUACAUAUCUAUAACUCAUAGUGCAAAGAAGAUAUGGACAUAUAAACAAGAUUAUCAUAUCUGGCAAAUUAUAACAUUUUUGCAGAUAUCUUGCAUGGCAUAUCUGGCUGUGACUGGUGUCCUGUGGGGAUAGUUAUGGUCACUCAAUUAGGGUGAACUGCAAAGAAUGGGGCAGACAAUCCCGGUGAAGCUAGUGGAUAGUCCAAUACUUAUAACUUCACAUACAAAAAUGAUACAUGCAUACAGAUAGUAUAAUCAU
Dermochelys coriacea (leatherback sea turtle) is the source of this 8578-nucleotide messenger RNA. RefSeq names its product protocadherin-10-like. Gene Ontology annotation, molecular function: calcium ion binding. The record is from RefSeq and is a predicted model, not a curated record. Lineage: Eukaryota; Metazoa; Chordata; Testudines; Dermochelyidae. The coding region runs from base 206 to 3154 and encodes 982 amino acids. Gene Ontology annotation, cellular component: plasma membrane. Gene Ontology annotation, biological process: homophilic cell-cell adhesion. The transcript is spliced from 4 exons.